Symbiodinium sp. CCMP2456 is the source of this 597-nucleotide messenger RNA. NCBI's taxonomy places the organism in Eukaryota, Dinophyceae, Suessiales, Symbiodiniaceae. The record is from the annotation of a GenBank genome assembly.
AUGACAACAAUGUCGCCUGAUGAUGUAGUGUUGAGACGAAGGAGGCAAAAGCUGCCUCGAGUCGCCAGCGACCCUACCGAGGCGUUCGCCAUGCCGCCGCUACCUUCAAAGACAAGCAGCGGCUCCAAAUCCUCUCCGUCUUUGAGGAAGGACGAACAGGUGUCGAAGGCGAACUACCUUCCCAUGCUCAGUCCAUCAGGUGGCAGGGGCGCCGCCAACAAGGGACGAAGUGCGUCUCAUCGACCGAGGCAGCAGAAGCCGCCAGUGCAAGACUUGAGAAUACAAGCCAUGUCACUCUGCAAGAGGCAUCAAAUGAGCUUCUCAGAGGUCAUGAGUGUAUUGGAAGCUUUGCAACAUGCCCAUGCGGACAAGCACGGUGUGGCGUUCGAUCGGUUCAGGAAUUUUAUGCAGCGGGCUCUGUAUGUUGAGCACAUCAGCGAUGACUUGCUCCAGAGUGCCUAUGAAACCUGUACAUCGCAGGGUUACAUAAAUGUAGAUGAGUUUCUGAACUGGUGCAAGGCCCACAUGUUCUCCGUCGUGGCGGGGUUGACAGCAGACUCCGAUCAUACAACGUGCGGCGCUCACCGGCCAGGAUGA